This is a messenger RNA of Engraulis encrasicolus (European anchovy), 2699 nucleotides long. RefSeq names its product xenotropic and polytropic retrovirus receptor 1a (gene xpr1a). The record is from RefSeq and is a predicted model, not a curated record. Lineage: Eukaryota; Metazoa; Chordata; Actinopteri; Clupeiformes; Engraulidae. The transcript is spliced from 15 exons. Bases 396 to 2489 code for a protein of 697 amino acids. Gene Ontology annotation, molecular function: inositol hexakisphosphate binding. Gene Ontology annotation, cellular component: cytoplasm; plasma membrane; Golgi apparatus. Gene Ontology annotation, biological process: phosphate ion transport; cellular response to phosphate starvation.
GGUGACGCAGACACGCUGCACCGACUGUGAUGGCGGAUUGAUAUAACUUCAUACCCAACCGGGACAUAGAAAGUCAUUCUACAUGACGGUCGCAAGAGCCGCUGCACCGUAGCCGGUUGUGGGCCACCUGUUAAAGGACGGGAGCUUUCCUCGUGUUGCGUGCAGAGCGCCUCGCGUACCGCGCAGUAGCAUGUAGGAAGGAGUCGCCAUACGUCUCAUACUACCCGCUGGCUGCCUCAAAAAAGGCGAAAAUAGAUUGCACAAAGUGCAAGCACACGCAUGUGGCUCAGCAAGUUGGCUGGCUGGGGUAAAUAACAAAGCGUGAGCCAACCUGAAGAACUGAAGACUGUCCCGUCAGGAUUUUAAGCGCUUGAGGAAAUAGGAAAUCCGACAGGAUGAAAUUUGGAGAGCAUAUUUCGGCUCAUAUCACGCCGGAAUGGAGGAAACAGUACAUCCAAUACGAGGCAUUCAAAGAGAUGCUGUAUUCUGCCCAGGACCAGGCACCUUCCAUAGAAGUCACAGAUGAAGACACCGUCAAGAGGUACUAUGCCAAGUUCGAGGAGAAGUUUUUUCAGCACUGCGAGAAGGAGCUGGCCAAAAUCAACACAUUCUAUUCAGAGAAGUUGGCCGAGGCCCAGCGCCGCUUCGCCACUCUGCAGAAUGAGCUGCAGUCGUCCCUGGACGCCCAGCGUGAGAGCAACGCGCCCACCAGCGUGCGUAACCGCCGCGGCAAGGUGGUGUUCAAUCUGUCGCACGAGGAGCGCAACCAGCACCGCAACCUGCGCGACCUCAAGCUGGCCUUCAGCGAGUUCUACCUGAGUCUCAUCCUCCUGCAGAACUACCAGAACCUGAACUUCACUGGUUUCCGUAAGAUCCUGAAGAAGCAUGAUAAGAUCCUGGAGACGACUCGCGGGGCUGACUGGCGCGUGGCUCACGUGGAGGUGGCGCCGUUCUACACCUGCAAGAAGAUCACACAGCUCAUCACGGAGACAGAGGCCCUGGUGACUACAGAGCUGGAGGGGGGAGAUCGCCAGAAGGCCAUGAAGAGGCUGAGGGUCCCUCCUCUGGGGGCCGCACAGCCUGCUCUGGCCUGGACCACCUUCAGAGUGGGGCUCUACUGUGGAGUGUUCAUCGCACUGGCUGCCACCUUCGUCCUCACUGGCGUGGUGGUGUUUAAAGACACGGAGCGUAACAUCUGGCCGCUGGUGCGUAUGUACCGCGGCGGUUUCCUGUUGAUAGAGUUCCUCUUCCUGCUGGGUAUCAACACCUAUGGCUGGCGGCAGGCGGGCGUCAACCACGUCCUCAUCUUCGAGCUCAACCCCCGAAACAACCUCUCCCAUGAGCAUCUCUUCGAGAUCGCAGGCUUCCUGGGCGUCUUGUGGUGUGUGAGUAUCCUCUCCUGCCUGUUCCAGAGUGCCACCCUGCUGCCCAUGCAGGCCAACCCCCUCAUCCUGUACGGCUCCAUGCUCCUCUUCCUCAUCAACCCCUUCAGGGUGGGAUACUACAAGUCACGCGUGUGGCUACUCAAACUACUGUUCCGCGUGUUCACUGCUCCGUUCCACCGCGUGGAGUUUGCGGACUUCUGGCUGGCGGACCAGCUGAACUCUCUGGUGAUGUGUCUUAUGGAUCUGGAAUACCUGGUCUGCUUCUACAGCAUGGAGCUGUCAUGGACCAGCCCACAGGGGCUACUACUGCCAAAGGGAACAGGAGAUUACGUGUGCCAUAAGUACUCGUACGGCCUGCGUGCCAUCAUCCAGUGUCUGCCCGCCUGGUUCCGCUUCGUGCAGUGCCUCCGCCGUUACCGUGACACCAAGCGAGCCUUCCCUCACCUGGUCAACGCUGGCAAAUACUCCACCACCUUCUUCGUCGUCACCUUCGCAGCCCUCUACAAAACACACAGGGAGCUGGGCCAUGAUGAUGCGGACGUCUUCUUCUACCUGCUGAUCAUCUUCUCCACAGUCAGCUCCUGCUACACGCUCAUCUGGGACCUGAAGAUGGACUGGGGCCUGUUCGACCGCCUCGCAGGGGAGAACACCUUCCUCAGAGAGGAGAUCGUCUACCCAUCGAAGGCCUACUACUACUGUGCCAUUAUAGAGGACGUCAUCCUGCGCUUCGCCUGGACCCUGCAGCUGUCCCUCACCUCCACGGUGCACUACCACUCCAUUGGGGAUGUGGUGGCCACCGUACUGGCCCCCCUGGAGGUCUUCAGGCGUUUCGUGUGGAACUUCUUCCGCCUGGAGAACGAGCACCUGAAUAACUGUGGUGAGUUCCGUGCGGUGCGGGACAUCUCGGUGGCGCCCCUCAACGCGGACGACCAGACGCUGCUGGAGCAGAUGAUGGACCAGGAGGACGGAGUCAAGAACCGCCAGGGCCACAAGAAGUGGAAACGCAGCUACAGCCUGUCGCUACGACGACCGCUACUCUCCUCACAGUCCAAGAAGGACACUAAGGUUCUGAUCGAGGACACGGACGAUGAAGCCUUCAGCUGAGCAGCCACUGUUGCCACCGCCAACGUCGCCAUGUUCCUGCCAGGACACCCAUCCGUCCUCCCCUCUCCUCUCUCCUCUACGUUCCUGCCAGGACACCCAUGCGUCCCCUCGCCUCUCUCCUCUCUCCUCUCUCUUCUCGCUUCUCUCCUCUCUUUCUCGUCUCCUCUACGGUCCUGCCAGGACACCCAUUCCCUCCUCUCCUCUCUCCUC